UGAAUAGCUUUGGCGUGCAAUGGAGCAAUACCGUUCCACAAGAAAUUGUAUUUUUAGAAGAAGAAAUGUCUUCUAUUCUUUAAACAGUUGCCGUCAUAUUCAGACGUCAACGAAACAUUCUUCGGACCUCAUCGUGAUAGGUGGUGGACUAAUAGGUCUCAGUAUUGCUUGGGAAGCAGCCAAACUAGGUGCAAAGAUUACUGUCGUUGUUGGAGACGGAAACGCCUCAGCGACUGUUGCAGCUGCUGGAAUGUUGGCACCUCAAGGAGAAAGGUUGGAGCAAAGUGCACUUUUGAAGUUAUGUGUUUCAAGUCGUAGCCUGUAUCCCGCCUUUGUAGAGGAAGUUGAGCGUACUAGUGGUAUGAGCACAGAUUUUAGCAGUAGUGGCUUCAUUUGCCCAUCCUUUGGAGAUGACGCUGUUUCCACGUGGAAACCACCUAUUCAAGGAGGUCAUCACCAAUGGCUAUCAAAGAAAGAGUUGCUCUUAUUUGAACCGCUUCUUAGUGAAGAAGUUGUGGGAGGUUGGUGGUUCCCAGAAGAUUGCCACAUCAAUAACAAGAAGUUGUAUGAAUCUUUGACAGUUGCAUGCAAGAGAAUCGGUGUUCAGUUUAUUUAUAGUUUCGUGGCUAACAUGAUUUAUUCCAACAAUAUGCUUUCCAAGCUUCAACUUUCGACAGGAGACGUAAUUGCAGGGGAGAGAUACGUAGUAGCAAAUGGCUGUUGGUUGCGUAAACUCAUACCACUUCCAGUUCAUCCACAAAAAGGACAGAUGAUUUCUUUGUGUAAUGAAAAUGGUCUGGUACCACUCCAACGAGUCAUUUAUGGUGAGGGAGGAUAUAUUGUUCCACGGAAGAAUGGAGAAAUUGUUCUUGGCGCAACAGUUGAAGAUAACUGCUUGGUUGAUUUCAAAACAAGUGCAGGUGGAAUAUAUACAGUUUUGGAAGAGACAUUUAAGCUGAUUCCUUCUUUAUCUCAGUUACCUUUGAGAGACACAUGGACUGGUUAUCGGCCAACAACACCGGAUUUAUUACCUAUCUUUGGUAAAUUGUGGUUUGAAAAUGUUUCGGUUUGUGCAGGGCAUCAUCGAAACGGCAUUUUGUUAGCACCGAUAAGUGGGAAGAUUGCCUCCAGAGUUGCGCUAGAUAUGAGUAUGGAUGAUAUAAUUUUAGAAAGCGAUAUUAUAAAUGCAUUCUCGGUGCAACGGUUUUCUCAUGCUAGCGCAAGUAACUGGAAUAAGAUACAGAACGUCGAAGAUUAUAAUGAUAUGGAUGAAAAGGGAGUUACUACAGAAGAAUUGAAAAGUCUGAGUUCAGAAUCUCAAAAAUUAUGGAAGGAUCUUUCAAAGAAACAGGAAAUAGAAGAUUCAUCAGAAGUUAAACUAUGGCAAGUAGGUGAAGAUGGACAAUUGAUCCCGAUUCACUACAGGCAGCCCCCUGCUGACCUAUUUAACACCAAAGGAUACGGAGACUUUACCGAUCAGAAUUUCGCAAUCUCUCAAACAGCCCAAUCCAACUCUAGCCACUUGAAUGGAGUUCUUUCUGAAGUUGAAAGGCAGUAUAGUUCAACAAAGGAUUCUGCAACGACCGAAUGGUCUCAGAGUACAGAUGCCUAUUUAGAUAUAUCAUCUGGAGUAGGUGAUGAUAAUUAUGAAAGAGAGUUUCGCAAGGCAAUUCUUGCCAACCUUCAUUUCCAAGCACCAGUUUCUGAACGGACUGAUCUUUCUCCAAGUUCAAGCCUGGACAAGUCUCUUACAAAUGAAACAUGUCAGUCGGAUCAAGAAGAAGAAAACGGAGUUGAAAAGGGACUUGAAGAUGAUUAUAAUCAAUGGCUUAAGCUUUAUGAAACUGUUGAUACUAAUCAGAAUAUUCCUUGUUAGUUGCAUAAGACGAAAACUUUUUUUGGUAGGAUGAGGGAAAUAUAUUGUUAUAUUUACGAAGGAAUAGGGACCUUUUGUCUAA
Galdieria sulphuraria is the source of this 1958-nucleotide messenger RNA. Its product is annotated as glycine oxidase ThiO. Lineage: Eukaryota; Rhodophyta; Bangiophyceae; Galdieriales; Galdieriaceae. Gene Ontology annotation, cellular component: cytoplasm. Gene Ontology annotation, molecular function: oxidoreductase activity; flavin adenine dinucleotide binding. The record is from RefSeq and is a predicted model, not a curated record. The transcript has 3 exons. Bases 20 to 1876 code for a protein of 618 amino acids.